Acinonyx jubatus (cheetah) is the source of this 5833-nucleotide messenger RNA. RefSeq names its product phosphodiesterase 7B (gene PDE7B). Gene Ontology annotation, molecular function: 3',5'-cyclic-AMP phosphodiesterase activity. The record is from RefSeq and is a predicted model, not a curated record. Lineage: Eukaryota; Metazoa; Chordata; Mammalia; Carnivora; Felidae. Bases 370 to 1881 code for a protein of 503 amino acids. The transcript has 12 exons.
AGCCUCGAUGGCGUUCCCCCCAGCAGCCGUCCCAGCGGCGGCCUGGGAUUAAUUAAGCGCGGUGCCGCCAGUGCCCGGGAGAGCUGGGUGGGGGGGAAAGUGCGCUCGUCUCCAAGGAGCGAGCGCGGUGGCACUUCUCACCGGCGAGAAACCUGGGCAAGUGAGUCGCCGCGUCGUCAGUGUUUGCGAGCGCCUGAGCGACAGGGAGGCUGUGCCAGGCUGGAGGAGGCUUGCCUUUCCGGAGCUGGAGGAGAUUUCCCGGGGCUUCGCCUUCCCCUGCCUGGGAAGACUCUCCCGUCUGGCGGCGGCGGCCGCCGCGGCGGCCCCGGCAGCAGCGGCCCCAGCUGCUCCGCGGGGGGACGGGGCAGAAUGCCUGUCCUCGAGCGCUACUUCCACUCGGCAGAGCUGGGCAGGAGGUGGACGGCCCCAGAAGGUGUGCUGCCCUCCUCCGCGGGCGGCCGGCCGGGGUGCCCGCAGGGGCCGCUGCCCUGGGACUUGCCCGAGAUGAUCAGGAUGGUAAAGCUGGUCUGGAAAUCCAAAAGUGAGCUGCAGGCGACCAAACAGAGAGGCGUUCUGGAGAACGAAGAUGCUCUCCACAGCUUCGCAGGAGAUGUACGACUAAGGGGUCAGACGGGGGUUCCUGCUGAACGCCGCGGCUCCUACCCAUUCAUUGACUUCCGCCUACUUAACAAUACAACACACUCAGGGGAAAUUGGCACCAAGAAAAAGGUGAAAAGACUGUUAAGCUUUCAAAGAUACUUCCAUGCAUCAAGGCUGCUUCGUGGAAUUAUACCACAAGCCCCUCUCCACCUGCUGGAUGAAGACUACCUUGGACAAGCAAGGCAUAUGCUCUCCAAAGUGGGAAUGUGGGAUUUUGACAUUUUCUUAUUUGAUCGCUUGACAAAUGGAAACAGCCUGGUAACACUGCUCUGCCACCUCUUCAACACCCAUGGACUCAUUCACCAUUUCAAGUUAGAUAUGGUGACGUUGCACAGGUUUUUAGUCAUGGUUCAAGAAGAUUACCACAGCCAAAACCCAUAUCACAAUGCUGUUCAUGCAGCCGAUGUCACCCAGGCCAUGAACUGCUACCUGAAGGAACCCAAGCUUGCCAGCUUCCUCACACCCCUGGACAUCAUGCUUGGACUGCUGGCUGCAGCAGCACACGAUGUUGACCACCCAGGAGUGAACCAGCCAUUUUUGAUCAAAACUAACCACCAUCUCGCCAAUCUAUACCAGAAUAUGUCUGUGCUGGAGAAUCACCACUGGCGAUCUACAAUAGGCAUGCUUCGAGAAUCCAGGCUUCUUGCUCACUUGCCAAAGGAAAUGACACAGGAUAUUGAACAGCAGCUGGGCUCCUUGAUCUUGGCAACAGACAUCAAUAGGCAGAAUGAAUUUUUGACCAGAUUGAAAGCUCACCUCCACAAUGAAGAUUUAAGACUGGAGGAUGUACACGACAGGCACUUUAUGCUUCAGAUCGCCUUGAAGUGUGCUGACAUUUGCAAUCCUUGUAGAAUUUGGGAGAUGAGCAAGCAAUGGAGUGAAAGGGUCUGUGAAGAAUUCUACAGGCAAGGUGACCUUGAACAGAAAUUUGAACUGGAAAUCAGUCCACUAUGUAAUCAACAGAAAGAUUCAAUUCCUAGUAUACAAAUUGGUUUCAUGACCUACAUCGUGGAGCCGCUUUUCCGGGAAUGGGCCCGUUUCACUGGAAACAGCACCCUGUCGGAGAACAUGCUAAGCCACCUCUCACACAACAAAGCCCAGUGGAAGAGUCUGUUGCCCACGCAGCACAGAAGCAGCAGUGGUGGCGGGGGCAGCCCCGACCAUGCAGGCCAAGGGACCGAGAAUGAGGAGCAGACUGUGACCAAAGGCAACGCCCCGUAGUCCCAGCCAGCCUGCCCCUGCUCUGCACACGGAGAAGGAGAACCUCCUUGAGCAGAGGCCUCCUGACAGGGUGAAAGCUCUGAGGAGGUUCCUGCCAAUAAGCCCAGCCACCUCGUGGCUGCCGUCCUGGGGCUCUUUGGAAUGCUACCCUCCUCUAUUUUCCUGCCUCCUCUCCUCUUUUCGAGUGUACAGAAGCCAUCCGUCAUCUCAGCACUAGCUGCCGAAAUAAAGCAACUCCAUUUAGGAACGUGGGAGCUGAUGAGGGGCAGGCCUGCCCCUCCAGGAGAAGACCGGGGAGUCAGAAAGAGGUGCUUCUGCCAUGUUCCCCUCGGGCCCUGGGUCCCACUGUGACAGGUGACCGUCGCUAAGGCCAGAGCAUUUUAGUGUUAGCCAUCUGACUGCUGAUCUGCAUGACAAAAACACCAGCAUCUUUGGAGCUCCAAGGAGAUGGGUCUUGAGUGCGAGCGCACAAACCAGAGCGUGAGAGAAAGUACCUUCUAUUUUAAUAAUAAUUCUUAUGAUAAAAAUAAUAAUAAAUCUUUUUAACUUUUCUAUUUGAUGCACUAGACAAUGGAUCUAAAACUUUGGACUAAAAGAUGACUCAGUGUACCCAAACUUGAACAGGGGGUUCAUAGUUUUUUGUUACUGACUUUAUGCCACUUUGGGUCAGAGAUUUGGCAUCUCCUCAAUGUAAGAAACCACGUUUCCCAUCCCUUCCGAGGGGAAGGUGCUUACAGUUCAUUCCUUUGCACCAUUAGCCAAUCUGUCUUUUAUCAAUAACUCAGAUUCAGUGACACGUUUAUAUGCACACAUGUACAUUUUCUGUAAAUACCAAGCGCUACUGAUUCCCAUGCCAAAAUACAUGAGUAUUAUGGGAUUGCUACCUGUAUAAACAAUGGCACUGUGAACAGAAUACUGUUAGUUUUAAUACAAGAGAAUGCGUGUGUAAAUAGGAUAUAGAGUUUAUUAAUAUACGAUUGUUUGCAGAUAAAGGCCUUAACUUUAAACGUCUUUCAUCUUCUGAAAGCUGCCCAACGUAAAUCCUCACAGAUAUCCCUCCGAACUGCCUUCCCAUGCCCAUCUUUCUGCUUUCCGGCUAAGGCCACAAACCAAAACUGAAUAAAGUCUUUGAGGAAAUAUUUUGGAAACUUCACAUGCAUUCCGCUUGAGACCAUAGUGUUUAAUCUAUGGCACCAGGCACCGUUUCCUCAGAUUAAUGAGACGUUUCAACAAGCCUGAAGUCACUUUUCAACACAGCGAUGUUGCACACUCUGUUCUGACAAGCCGGCUGAUUAGCUUGCGUUUGUGUGACUCUCGUCUUGGACCAUGGCGGUGUGUCAGCCUUGCAGGAGACAUGGCAGGUCUCGCAAACCUUCUGUGACCCUGUCACCUAAUCAUCAGGGAACUUCCUGCUCUUCCACCACACUCUUCUCUGUCAUGGCUACAGUACCAAAGCACCUUUGGUUUAUGGUUGGCGUGCAUUUCUUUGGUGUUAAUAGUAACCGGACUUUUCUUUUUCCUUAAUUUCAUGUGAGCAACCACCUAACUGUUUAGCUGAAGUUAACAUUAUCUGAGUAAAGAAAACGAUUUCGGUUUUCUGACCGAAUUUCUCUUUCCGGCAGGUCAUUGUGGUUAAUUGCAGUUCUAGCGAACGGAGUCACCUUGGCAUUUUGUUGGCAUUUUUUCUCCAGACACUUGGUCAGAAAACCAGUUUGCCACAGCAUCCUCCUCUAGUGGCUAAACUCGGUGCAUUCAGCCUUUUCCUUAGAAGUUCGAGCAUAACUAACGUUAGAUGAAAAUUGGCAUGUCCGUUUCGUCUUACCUUAAAUCAUGUUGAAGUGGGAGAACAGUAUUAUGAUCACUUCUGCCACUAUCAAGCGGUUUGGCAAACUGCAAAAUGACAGCUCUCAUUUCCCACGUGCAACUGUUGUGGGGGGUUUUGUUCCUCCUAACAUACCCAUGAAAUGUUAGAAACUUGACUGGUUUGUAAUACGUUUCUGCAGAGAGACUGAAGUGUGCAGAGUUAAGGUUUAAGGGAAAUUUUGGAGAGUUGGUUAUAUUUUCAUUAAAGUAGGAGAGAUUGUCAGAUGGUACUAAAGAAAGUGUGAAAACCUCAUGAAAUGGGUGGGUGAUAAGUUGAAAUUGUUGAUAUGGGUAAGAGAGAAGUUGUGAAAUCUUAACACCAACUUUUUUUUUCUUUCCAUAAUAACUAUGAACUGACACAUGAUUCUUUGUUGCUUUAAUCCUCUGAAGCUCUCAGCUUGGUGAGGCCCCAAAAGAGAAAAUGUUGAAUGUAUUCCUGCUUCCAAAUCUCUCUUACUUUGGUUUGAUGGUGCAGAGAGGGCUUCUGAGUGGUCUGUGUUUAACGUUCAGGAGAUCAAGUGAAGGAAAGCAAUUGUCGAGGAUGAUACAGUAAAGAAGGAAGACACUAUUUAGCUACUGGGGCCUCUAUCUUGGGUUUAGGAAAUGGACUUUGUGUAAAUUAUAUUUAUAUUGUAACUUAAAUAAGAUUGGAGGCAUUUUCAGUAGUUCCAGGUUUAUAGGACAAAAGUGUCUAUGUCACUAUUAGGUCUUGAAGAAGAGCUCACAGAGAAAACUACCAAAUACCCAACAGUUACGUCUAUGAAGCAGCUACUCGUACAAUAAAAAUUUGAAGUAAAACGAGACAUUAUGCAUAAACUAGAUGCAUUUUUGUCCUUCUCUCAACCAUCUGGAGUUUUCUUGAGUUCCUCAUGUGUUGGCAAAAAAAAAAAAAAAAAAAAAGAAUGUGAAAACUUUUCUCUUGCCUGCUAGUGGCUCUCUUUCAAUAGGAGGAGUUCAAUUACUAGUUAAGACACAGCUGUUGGCUCGUCCAUGGAUUUUAAAUUUAUAUUCUUCUUCUGGUCCACGGACCAUCAAUAGUUGACUUACCGAGUUUAAUUCUGUCAUUACAUGAGAAGAAAGGAAUCAAAGGGCUAUUUUUAGUAAGUAAAGUAAAGAUCAAAUUAAGAAAGAGAGAAUAUAUAUCACUGCCAGGCCUGAUCGUCAAAGCCUGCUUCUCCUUUAACAGCAUUCGUGAAUAGGCCGAAUCCUGUUCAUGAAGCCCUGACCUACCCAUAACUCCCUCUAGGCUGAGUAAAAAUCCUGCUCUGUUUCUACUUGCUUAAGGCUUCCCACAAAGGCAUUUGGACUGUGUCCUGCAACACUGUCUUCAGAUAGUGCUUCCUACAAAACACAGAUUUGUUUUGUAAUCUUCUCAUGUUAAAUCAGAUCUGCUCACUGAUGUGAAUUUGAUUAUGAGCUUGUGUCUCACUGUAUUUCUAAUGCUUUGUUCUUUUAAGCAAACCCUAAAACUUGUGUUGUUUUGUGUACACAUGUGAGAUUUGGGGAAAAAAAAAAAAAAAAAAACCUUGUGAGUUUUGCCCAAAAUGUGACCUAAGUAUCCAUUGGCAUGUCUCAAUGAAUAAUUAAAAAUAAAGAUAAUUUCUUAAAAACAUCAAGGUAUGAAAAUAUGCUGAUUCUCACCAGGGAGCAUAUUACUAGCCAACCAAUCAGAUUCAACAGAAAAGGUCCACUGCUCAAGAUGGGAAAUUUUCGAGGGGAAAAAGACACACAGGUACAGAUAUGGUCUCCAUGUGACUCACUCUGUUUGGGGCUGCAGAAGUAGCCAUGUCCAUGAAAGUAUCACUUGGCAGUUAAUCCCAAGUUUGGGAAAGAGGGCUCUCUAUCACUUGUCAGUUCUACACUUCCCCUGACUCCUGAUAUUUUUUCUGUUUCACAUUUGUCAAACUCAUAUAUGAGUGAGAAUGAGGUAAAGACAUAGCAGACUUAAUUCAAUAAUUACUUGUGAAAAAUAUGGUCUCGCAUUUCAGGACCGGGAGCCAUCAAGAACAAUAGAACAGUUCAUGCAGGACGACUGAGUACCCUAAACCCAGCUGGAAAUAGAGGAGAAAGGAAAAAAAAAAAACAAACA